Neoarius graeffei (lesser salmon catfish) is the source of this 1316-nucleotide messenger RNA. It is a transcript of the gene rbfa, whose product is annotated as ribosome binding factor A. Gene Ontology annotation, biological process: rRNA processing. NCBI's taxonomy places the organism in Eukaryota, Metazoa, Chordata, Actinopteri, Siluriformes, Ariidae. The transcript is spliced from 7 exons. Bases 102 to 1148 code for a protein of 348 amino acids. The record is from RefSeq and is a predicted model, not a curated record.
UCUGACGAGCCUGUGAGCUCUCCAGAUUUUAUCUCGAGCUCAGAGGAUUUUGACCGCUUAGCUUGUUUCGCCUCGUGUAAACAAUACCAGUGUAAUAUUUAAUGAUGUUUGUACUAAACAGUCAUCACUGGAUUCAGAAAUGUUUGUUACCUCGCCAUGCUGGUGCUGUAGUGAGCACAAUGCGUCAAAUAAGGCUGGAGACUUAUAUCAAAUCAGAUAGACAUCAAGACAUGUCUUUGAGGAGAACAUUUCCACAUCAGAGUCUCGGAGUAACAAACCUUCACACCUCUGCUGGUGUGUGUCGCGAUCUGCUGAAGAAGAUGCUCACUAACAAGAGGAAGAAGAAGUGGUAUAAAGCUCCUCAGUCUGUACUCACAGGUCAGACUGGCUUCAUGAAACCAGCCAAGAAAAGAAGCCUGGAGGACAGUUUACGGGUUCGAACCCUGAACACCAUUCUUUAUAAGUCCAUCUCAGACCUGCUGUCCUCUCAUGAGGUUCAUGCACAGCUCCCCAGUUACAACGUGGAGAUCACUAAAGUUUCUCUGCUAGCAGAUUACACUGUUUGUCGAAUCUACUGGAAGACAAGUUUGUCCUCUGACCAAGACAGUCAGAUUCAGCAGAUUUUGGACAAAUGUGCCCCACGAAUACGAUACCUUCUCAUCUCACAGCAGAUCUUGGGCAGUGUUCCUCCAUUAGUUUUUAUCCUAGAUAAACAGUAUGCGGCUCUGAAAGAGGUGGAAAAUCUUCUAAAUAUUGCUGAUUAUGGCCCCAGUGAUGACUCGGAGAAUCUUGUCCUUAAUGGGAAAGAUGCUGAGACAAGUGUGCACACAGUGGAGAAGAAGAGAUUCGUGUUUGGUAUUGAUCACGACGCGCUCUAUAAACAGAUCGAAGACUAUAAACAGCGGUCGAGCAGCUCUAGCUCAGAGAUCAGCAACUCAGCGUCUCUAACUCAAGAGCAGCUAGACACGUUAGCCGAGAUCAGGAAGCAGAAGCUUGUCGAGAAAAAGAAACGCAAAGCGAAGAAACUGAAAGAUGAUGACAUCACACCCAAGGAGUUCCUGCUCAUGAGGCAGCUUCAGAAAGAGCAGGAUGAGCAAUAUCGCACCGAGUAUGACACAGAGGACAGUCAGGCCUCAGAGCGGACAUGAUGAAAGGAACCAUUGGAAAAGAGAAUUGAAAUUCAACUUGAGACAGAGAAAUUAUUUCUCUUGGGAUGUUUGUUACAUCCGUGUCAUUUUCUCAUCUUAGUAAGCAUUUUGGUCUGCUUACUUUUAUAUUGUGGGUAUUUUUGUGAAAAAUAAAAUUCCAUAUGGGUA